Molecule: messenger RNA, 9596 nt
Organism: Mirounga angustirostris (Northern elephant seal)
Lineage: Eukaryota; Metazoa; Chordata; Mammalia; Carnivora; Phocidae
Gene: LRRK1
Product: leucine rich repeat kinase 1
Exons: 34
Coding region: 544-6681 (2045 amino acids)
Biological process (GO): protein phosphorylation
Molecular function (GO): protein binding; ATP binding; protein kinase activity
Source: RefSeq, a predicted model, not a curated record
CCGCGGGGACAGAGCAGGGUACCCAAACCUGGAGGAGACCUCGCGCUACAAGGGCUCACGGGCCCCGGCUUCCCCGAGGCGGGCGCGGUGCCUCUGGGCACCUCCGGCUUUCGGCUAGGGAAACUGAGGCGGGCCACCACAGGGAUCCCCGCCCCCCUCCCCGCGCCCGUCGCCGGUCGGAGCAGCCGCGGCCGAUCCUCGCCCUGCGCGCUCUCCGCGCCGCCCGCCCGCGGGCCGCAGGAUUGAGGAAGUGAGGCUGGGCCCGGCCCGGCCCCGGCGCGCGCGGCCGGAGGCGCAGGGGGCGGAGGGCAGGGGGACGGCCAGGCCCCGGCCCGCUGGAGUCCGCCGCGCCCGGCCCCGCGCGCCCGGCCCCGCGUCCCAGGCGCCCCGGGCCCUGCGCCGCCGCCGCCGCCGCAGCACCAGAACGAGACAGCUUUCUGCUCAGCCAUGACUGUGUGUCUGUGCCUUCGUCCAUCCUCUGGGGAGCGGUGGCGGCGGUGACCCCGGCCGGGACUGACUUGGAGAGCAGCCACCCAAGAGUCGAUGGCUGGCAUGUCUCGGCGACUGCCCAGCAUGUACUGGUGUGUGGGGCCAGAGGGCUCAGCUGUGUGUCCGGAACGUGCCAUGGAGACCCGUAAUGGUGCUGAGGACAUGGGCAGCAAACCGUCCACACCAGGCGGUGACCCCACAGCACAGUGCCCUGGGACAGAAGGCAUUCAUGCUGCAUACAAGCAAGGAAACCCCAGCAGGGCCCGGCACCUGCUCAGAGAGGCUUGUGAUGAGAGCACGUCCCAUCUGGAGAAGGGCCAGCUUCUGAGCAUCUCGGCGGCCUAUGGCGAUCUGGAGACCGUCCGGUACCUUCUCACCGAGAGACGGGUGGAGCUGCCCACCGAGCCCACCGAUGACAAUCCAGCUGUGGUGGCAGCACAUUUUGGGCACACUGACGUUGUGCAGGAGUUGCUCGAGUCUUUGCCAGGUCCCUGCAGCCCCCAGCGGCUGCUGAACUGGAUGCUGGCUUUGGCUUGUCAGCGAGGGCACCUGGGGUUGGUGAAGCUCCUCGUCCUGACGCACGGGGCCGACCCGGAAAGCUACGCAGUCAGGAAGAAUGAGUUUCCUGUCAUCGUGCGCUUACCCCUGUACGCGGCCAUCAAGUCAGGAAACGAAGACAUCGCCAUAUUCCUGCUUCGGCACGGGGCUUUUUUCUGUUCCUACAUCUUACUGGACAGUCCUGACCCCAGCAAACAUCUCCUCAGGAAGUAUUUCAUCGAAGCUAGUGCCUUGUCCAGCAGUUGUCCAGGGAAAAUGGCUCUUCGUGUGAAAUGGUCCCACCUCAAGUUGCCCUGGGUGGAUCUGGACUGGCUCAUAGACAUCUCCUGCCAGAUCACAGAGCUGGACCUUUCUGCCAACUGCCUGGCUUCCCUCCCCUCCGUCAUCCCCUGGGGACUCAUCAACCUCCGGAAGCUGAACCUCUCCAAGAACCACCUGGGGGAGCUGCCUGGUGUGCAGUCAUCAGAUGAAAUCAUCUGCUCCAGGCUCCUCGAGAUUGACAUUUCCAGCAAUAAACUGCCCCACCUCCCACCGGGAUUCCUGCACCUCUCAAAACUUCAAAAAUUGACAGCUUCCAAAAAUUACUUAGAAAAAUUGUUUGAAGAAGAAGGUGCCACUAACUGGAUUGGUUUGCGGAAGCUACAGGAGCUCGAUAUUUCUGACAAUAAAUUGACAGAACUCCCUGCACUUUUCCUUCAUUGCUUCAAGUCGCUCAAUUCUCUGAAUGUCUCCAAAAAUAACCUGAAGGUGUUUCCAGAUGCCUGGGCCUGCCCUUUGAAAUGUUGUAAAGCAUCCAAAAAUGCCCUGGAAUCUCUACCAGACAAGAUGGCUGUCUUUUGGAAAAACCACCUGAGGGAUGUGGAUUUCUCAGAAAAUGCUCUCAAGGAAGUUCCCCUGGGGCUUUUCCAGCUUGAUGCCCUCAUGUUCCUAAGGUUACAGGGAAACCAGCUCAUGGCCCUGCCGCCUCAAGAGAAGUGGACCUGCAGACAGCUCAAAACCCUGGAUCUUUCCAGAAACCAAUUUGGCAAAAAUGAAGACGGACUGAAAACAAAGCGUAUUUCCUUUUUCACCACCAGAGGGCGCCAGCGUCCUGGGACCGAGACAGCAGGGGUGCUGGAAUUUCCGGCCUUCCUAAGUGAGUCUUUGGAAGUCCUUUGUCUGAAUGACAAUCACCUGGAUGCCGUCCCUCCCUCGGUUUGCCUCCUGAAGAGUUUAUCGGAGCUCUACCUGGGAAACAAUCCUGGCCUCCGAGAGCUCCCUCCUGAGCUGGGGCAGCUGAGCAAUCUCUGGCAGUUGGACAUUGAAGACCUGAACAUCAGCAACGUGCCCACAGAGAUCAAAAAAGAAGGCCCCAAAGCAAUGUUGUCUUACCUGCGCGCUCAGCUGCGGAAAGCAGAGAAGUGCAAGCUGAUGAAGAUGAUCAUCGUGGGUCCUCCGCGCCAGGGCAAGUCCACCCUCCUGGAGAUCUUACAGACGGGGAGGGCCCCCCAGGUGGUGCACAGCGAGGCCACCAUCAGGACCACCAAGUGGGAGCUCCAGAGGCCAGCUGGCUCGAGAGCCAAGGUGGAGUCUGUGGAAUUCACCGUCUGGGACAUCGGCGGCCCCGCGAGCAUGGCCACCGUCAACCAGUGCUUCUUCACAGACAAGGCCCUGUAUGUGGUGGUCUGGAACCUGGCGCUGGGGGAGGAGGCUGUGGCCAACCUCCAGUUCUGGCUGCUCAACAUCGAGGCCAAGGCCCCAAACUCGGUGGUGCUGGUGGUCGGAACGCACCUGGACUUAAUCGAAACCAAAUUCCGAGUGGAGAGAAUCGCAACAUUGCGCGCCUACGUGCUGGCACUCUGCCGCUCGCCCUCUGGGUCCCGGGCCACCGGCUUCCCGGACAUCAGCUUCAAACACUUGCACAUUAGGGACAAAACCUGGGACACAGAGAUGCUACAGCGCUCGUCAGAGAGAAGCGGUGUGAUGAGUGAUCACGUUCUGUUUUGCACUCACAGCGAGCUCUCCUGUAAGAGUCUGGAAGGUCAGGAGGGGCUGCGGCAGCUGAUUUUCCACGUCACGUGCAACAUGAAGGACGUGGGCAGCACCAUCGGCUGUCAGAGACUUGCGGGGAGGCUGAUCCCCAGGAGCUACCUGAGCCUCCAGGAGGCCGUGCUGACCGAGCAGCAGCGCCGCAGCCUGAACGACGACGUGCAGUACCUGACGGACAGGCAGCUGGGGCAGCUGGUGGAGCAGAUGGCCAACAACGACAUCAAAGACUACGAGGACCUGCAGUCCGCCAUCAGCUUCCUCAUAGAAACCGGUACCCUGCUGCACUUCCCGGACACCAGCCACGGCCUGAGGAACCUCUACUUCCUUGACCCCAUUUGGUUGUCCGAAUGUCUGCAGAGGAUCUUCAACAUCAAGGGCUCGCGGUCAGUGGCCAAGAAUGGGGUGAUCCGGGCAGAGGACCUCAGGAUGCUGCUGGUGGGGACGGGCUUCACGCAGCAGACGGAGGAGCAGUAUUUCCAGUUCCUGGCCAAGUUUGAGAUCGCCCUGCCUGUGGCCAACGACAGCUACCUUCUGCCACACCUCCUUCCAUCCAAACCCGGCCUGGACACUCACGGAAUGCGGCACCCCAAGGCCAACACCAUUCAGAGAGUGUUUAAGAUGAGUUUUGUUCCUGUCGGCUUCUGGCAAAGGUUUAUAGCACGGAUGCUGAUCAGCCUGGCGGAGAUGGACCUGCAGCUUUUUGAAAACAGGAAGAAUACUAAAAGCAGACACAGGAAAGUCACCAUUUAUAGUUUUACAGGAAGCCAGAGAAAUCGCUGCAGUACAUUCAGAGUGAAAAGAAAUCAGACCAUCUACUGGCAGGAAGGGCUCCUGGUCACUUUUGAUGGGGGCUACCUCAGUGUGGAAUCCUCAGAUGUGAACUGGAAAAAGAAAAAAAGCGGAGGAAUAAAAAUCAUUUGCCAGUCAGAAAUGAGGGACUUCUCUGCCAUGGCUUUUAUCACAGACCAUGUCAACUCCCUGAUUGAUCAGUGGUUUCCCGCCCUGACGGCCACAGAGAGCGACGGGACCCCGCUCAUGGAGCAGUAUGUUCCCUGCCCCGUGUGCGAGACCUCCUGGGCCCAGCACACGGACCCGAAUGAGAAAGCAGAGGACGUGCAGUACUUUGACAUGGAAGACUGCGUGCUCACAGCCAUUGAGCAGGACUUCAUUUUCUGCCCCAGACACCCUGACCUCCCCGUGCCUCUCCAGGAGCUGGUUCCCGAGCUGUUCAUGACCGACUUCCCAGCCAGGCUCUUCCUGGAAAACAGCAAGCUGGAGCACAGCGAGGACGAGAGCAGCGUCCUGGGCCAGGGCGGAAGCGGCACCAUCAUCUACCGGGCCCGGUACCAAGGCCAGCCUGUGGCGGUGAAACGGUUCCAGAUCAAGAAAUUCAAGAACUUGGCCAAUGCCCCAGCGGACACCAUGCUGAGGCACCUGCGGGCCACGGACGCCAUGAAGAACUUCUCGGAGUUCCGGCAGGAGGCCAGCAUGCUGCACGCCCUGCAGCACCCCUGCAUCGUGUCGCUCAUAGGCAUCAGCAUCCACCCUCUCUGCUUCGCCCUGGAGCUCGCCCCUCUGGGCAGCCUCAACACUGUGCUGUCUGAGAAUUCCAAAGAUUCUUCCUUUAUGCCCCUGGGACACAUGCUCACCCAAAAAAUAGCCUACCAGAUUGCCUCCGGCCUGGCCUACCUGCACAAGAAAAACAUCAUCUUCUGUGACCUGAAGUCGGACAACAUUCUCGUCUGGUCUCUUGACGUCAAGGAGCACAUCAACAUCAAGCUGUCGGACUACGGGAUUUCACGGCAGUCAUUUCAUGAGGGUGCCCUCGGCGUGGAGGGCACCCCUGGCUACCAGGCCCCGGAGAUCAGGCCUCGCAUCGUGUAUGAUGAGAAGGUAGACAUGUUCUCCUAUGGAAUGGUGCUCUAUGAGUUGCUGUCGGGACAGCGGCCAGCACUGGGCCACCACCAGCUUCAGAUUGCCAAGAAGCUGUCCAAGGGCAUCCGCCCUGUCCUGGGACAACCAGAGGAGGUGCAGUUCCAUCGGCUCCAGGCCCUCAUGAUGGAGUGCUGGGACACGAAGCCUGAGAAGCGACCGCUGGCCCUGUCGGUGGUGAGCCAGAUGAAGGACCCGACCUUUGCAACAUUCAUGUACCAGCUACCCUGCGGGAAGCAGACCACCUUCUUCUCCUCCCAAGGCCAGGAGUACAUGGUGGUGUUCUGGGAUGGGAAAGAGGAGUCCAGGAACUACACGGUGGUGAACACGGAGAAGGGCCUUAUGGAAGUGCAGCGGAUGAGCUGUGCGGGAAUGAAGCUAAGCUGCCAGCUCAAGGUCCAGAACUCUCUGUGGACAGCCACCGAGGACCAGAAGAUCUACAUCUAUAACCUCAAGGGCAUGUGCCCCUUAAACACACCCCAACGGGCUUUGGACACCCCGGCGGUCGUCACCUGCUUGUUGGCAGUGCCUAUUAUUAAAAAGAAUUCCUACCUGGUGCUGGCAGGCCUGGAUGACGGGCUUGUGGCGGUGUUUUCCGUGGUGCGGGGUGCCCCGGACCACAGCUGCUCCUACCUGUGCUCACACACGGCCAACAGGUCCAAGUUCAACAUCCCAGAUGAAGACACGCGGCAGAACCCCUACCCCGUGAAGGCCAUGGAGGUGGUCAACAGCGGGUCCGAGGUCUGGUACAGCAACGGGCCAGGCCUGCUGGUCAUCGACUGUGCAGCCCUGGAGAUCAGCAGGAGGCUGGAGCCCUACUCGGCCCCUUCGGUGGUCACCUCAGUCGUGGGCAGCUCUGAGUGCCGAGGGGAGGAGGUCGUCUGGUGCCUGGAUGACAGGGCCAACUCCUUGGUGAUGUACCACGCAGCCACCUACCAGCUGUGCGCCCGGUACUUCUGCGGGGACCCCAGCCCGCUCAGAGACAUGUUUCCUGUGCACCCACUGGGCCCGGAGUCCCUGGGCAGCCACGCAGCUGGCUCCGAAGAGCCCGAGGGGGACUCCAUCGCGGACGUGAGCAUCAUGUACAGCGAGGAGCUGGGCACGCAGAUCCUGACCCACCAGGACUCGCUGACCGACUACUGUUCCAUGUCCUCCUACUCCCCCUCCUCUCCCCACCGGACCCCCGCGGCCUCCUCCAGCCUGCCCUGCUCCCCAGCAAGCUCUUCCAGCGUGCCCUUCUCCACCGACUGCGAGGACUCCGACCGGCUGCAUGAGCCCGCCGCGGGCUCCGACAGGUCUGAGCACGACCUGACCCCCAUGGACGGGGAGGCUUUCAGCCAGCAUCUGCAGGCCGUGAGGAUCCUAGCCGUGAAAGACGUCAUCUGGGUCCCCAGGCGCGGGGGCGACGUUAUUGUCAUUGGCCUGGAGAAGGAGGCCGGCAGCCAGCGGGGCCGCGUCAUCGCCGUCUUAAAAGCCCGGGAGCUGACUCCGCAUGGGGUGCUUGUGGAUGCAGCCGUGGUGGCAAAGGACACAGUCGUGUGCGGCUUUGAGAACGAAAACACGGAGUGGUGCCUAGCUGUCUGGAGGGGCUGGGGCACUAGGGAGUUUGACGUUUUCUACCAGUCCUACGAGGAGCUGGGCCGAAUGGAGGCUUGCAUGCGGAAGAGAAGGUGAUUCCUGUGGAAUGACAGUCGUGGAGACCCGGCUGCCCCGGGCCAAUGGCUUGACCCCCCUGCCUGCAGCCUGCCGCCCCCCUGAGGACCCAGAAGAUGGAGUGGGUUCGCCCAUGAACCACUUGCUGCUAGAAGUGCUGAGAAGUUACCACCCUGGCCGUGGUCUGGGGGGCUCCCCGGUUCUCCAGAGCAGAGUUAGCUGCCUACCUCCAUUCUCCCAUUGCUGGUUUUACAACCCAAGAGAAGACGGUGGGGCCCAGUUGGGAGCAACUCCCCCUGCCUCCUCCACCCACUUCCAGGAGCAGGGGACGGGGAUCCCACUCCACACUGGGUCACACAAAGCGGGGCUGGGUCUUCACGGCACAGUUCCCUCCCUAGGUCUGGGAGGCAUUACACUAGAGGCUCUCAGCUGGGGAGCAGUUCGGGGCAGGGGAGGAGGGGGCCGUGACCUCUGCCCCUUCCCCGAGUGGCCUCCAGGCUCUCAGCACAUUUCACAAGCCCCUGGGGGCUCCAGUGCCCCAGGGCCCCGCUUGGGCAAGCUGAGAUCAGAUGUCUCCCGCUCAGGAAAGACUCUGUGUGAGAAGCCCUCAGAAGGACCGUCGGGGAGGAGCGCUGCCCAGUCUGGGGGAAUGAAUGAGUUCCUUUAAGUGACCCAGCCGGAAAGCCAAGAGCUAACGCAGGGCUCAGAGCACCCACUCAGCCUCUACAUUCUUCUCCCGCCGACAAAAGGCAGGGGAAACUCAAUCAUCAGGACUUAAGAAAGGGCCGUGUGUUUAUAGCUUUGUAAAGUAAACUUGGACACAGCUGAAGCACAAGCCCUGUCUGUUUGCACAUAAUAAUCUUGUUUAUCACUUUAACAAAUUAAGUAAUAGCUCAGUGGUUAGGCCCCGGUUGUGAAAUCACAUCGUAUGGGGCUUCUACCGAAUUAUGCAUCAGCAUUGACUACACACAGGUACAGCAAAGUCUAAAGAGCAAAAUUGUUAAUGGGGGGUUUAUGGGUCUUACAGCGACCGUUUUUAUAAAUUACGCACACACACAUGCACACGUACCACAUGGUUCCCAAGAGGAAUCACUUAAGGCUGCUGACCCCAGAACGGCGGUGUGAACAUGAGGUCAUACUCCAGUUCAAGUUGUUGACCUUUUCCUAAAAUUAAGUUAUAAAAAUCAAACUUAAGAUUGGCUGGGAUAUGCGGGCAAAUGUGGUUCCUUUUAUCUGAAAAUAAACAGAUUCUCUUGAGAAUGAUGUCACAGUCUGUGUCUGUAGAGUGAGUAGUUAGGGACAGGCUCUAUCCGACCCAGGCCCACUCGCUGCCGGGGUGGAAUGGGCAGCCCCCCCUUGCCCACAGCUGCCCCCAUGCAAGCAGCCCCCUAGCAGCUUCCGUGAGCAGAGACAGCUGCUCUGUCAGCCUCAGCCGCCCCACUUCCUUUCGCUGGCCUGGGCAUCGAGUCCAACAGGGGCUCCGGGCCCGUGCCUCCUGCCCAAGUCACCGCCACGUCCUGCCCCGGUCCCUCAGCUGGGCCUUGGUGCUCACCGCUCUCCUUCCCUUCCCAUCCCAGCACCCCAUAGCUGCCCAGUUGCCCCCCAAAUGCAAACCGGGUCCUGUCUUUCUCCUGCCCCCAUCCCGCCCUCUACAACCUGAAGCCAGACUGCCAGGCUGAUGCUCAGGGCCCCCACGGUCCCGUCCUAACCCACAUUUCUGACCUGGCCUCCUCCCAGCGUGAGGCCCAAGCUGCUGUGAGGAGCGGCCAGGCCUUUAGCCCACGGCCUCAUGGAGCCGGCUUAGGGCAGCUCUUCACAAAAGUUAGAAACCAUGCAGGAGGGGCGUCUGGGUGGCUCAGUUGGUUGAGCGACUGCCUUCGGCUCAGGUCAUGAUCCCAGAGUCCCAGGAUCGAGUCCCACGUCAGGCUCCCUGCUCAGCAGGGAGUCUGCUUCUCCCUCUGACCCUCCUCCCUCUCAUGCUCUCUGUCUCUCAUUCUCUCUCUCACAAAUAAAUAAAAUCUUAAAAAAAAAAAAAAAAAAGAAAGAAACCAUGCAGGAAAUGGUUUCACUACAUAAAAAUUAGAAACUUAAAUGGAAAAACUACCACAAAGUCAAAAACUGGGAAAAAAAUAUUGGUGACAAAUUAGAGAAAAAACAGCUAAUUUAUCUUAUAUACAGAGAGUUCGUGCCUAUCGAUAAGAAAGAGAAAACACAAAAGGAAAACAGGUAGAGGACAUAAAUAGCACUCAACCUCACCCAACAGUUAGGAAGUAGUCAUGAGGACAGCAACAAAAUGUCAUUUAUUAUCCUCAUGUUGGCACUCCUGCGGAGACCUGAAGGCACCACGUUGGAAGAUCCACAUGUGCAAAGGCCCUGUGGCGGGAAUGAGCUGCUGUGCUAGAAGGACAGAUGAAGAGCUGGUGGGACUGGAGCGUUUGGAAGAAGGGGGAGCUCAGAGGCCCGCUAGGCAUGGCUUUGGGCUUUGUAGGCAUGGAUCUCCAUCAAAGCUACUGGUAGUUUUAAGCAGGGAUGUUUGAUGACCUAAUUGUCUUUAAAAACCACUUCACUGAGUGCAAAGUGGGCUAAAGGGGAGUUAACCGACAGCUGGGCCACCCCUUAGAGUUAGCAGGCCCACUUAAGCAUUUGAUCCUGAACUUCCCGUGAAAGGGCCCAAUGCAGCAGAACAAGAAUGUCAUUGUGGCAUCGCCUAUAAGUGGCCCCAAACAGGAAACAACCUAAACCUCUAGCAGGAGGAAAGUCAAAAAUGCCUGAACCUCCAACCCUGCCAUACUCUGCAGCCGGUCAGAGAAGGGGGCGGUGCUAACGGUCCUGCUCCGACAUGAUCUCCGGGGUAUAAUAAAUGCAUUGUUUUCCUAAAAAGCAACUCACAGCGUGGUGUGUCUAUUUGAGUGAAAAAUGUUGUACAGCUCCGUGGG